AAUCACAGGGACAGCAAAACAUUAGCCGUAUCCUAGUGCUUACCCGAUAAAUACCCCCCAUUGGCUCCCACCCGGCACCGCUUUCCCAACUCGAUUAUAAUAUUCUUUCCCCUUUCCCCUUUGCCCUUUCUCGCUUCGCCUUUUUUUUCCUCUCUCUCUCUCUCUCUCUCUCUCUCUCUCUCUCUCUCUCUCUCUCCCUCUCCAUUUUAGGUCGUCGUCUUCGGUCCGAUCACCUCCGCCAUGAACUUUGACUCCUACCAAUUCGACUUCGGCGUCGGCUCCGGCCGCUCCUCAACCUCCUCCCGCCCCCUCCGAGACCAGAAGCCCAACCCUUCCCCUUCCCCCUCCACCACCACCCCCUCCUCGCCAUGGACGCACCAACCCUCCAAACCCUCGUCGCCAUGGACCCCCCAACCCCCUUCCAAACCCUCGUGGACUCACCAACCAGCGAAACCCCCCUCCUCCUCGUCGUCGUCGUCCUCCUCCUCCUCCCUCGGAACCGGUCUCUCCAACCCACCCGCCUCGAUGGUCGGGGACAUCUUCGGCAAGAGCUGGGGCGCCGCCUCCGCCGCUCCCCCUUCGUCUUCUUCCUCUCGCCUCGGCAUCCGCGAAUCAAACCCUAACCUCUUCAGCGACCUCCUCGGCUCCGCCCUCGGCCCCGGCCGCUCCUCAUCCGCCUCCAAUGUCCCCCUCAAAUCCGCCGUCCCAGCGGCCGCCCCCAAAUCCACCUUCUCCAUGGGCAAUCUCUCCGAUUCCCUCCCCAGAUCCACUGCUCCCCCCUCCUCUAAUCCCAUUAACAACGCUCCUACGAGACCUGCGGCGGGAUCUGGUAAUAAUCUCGGAAGCGGCACCAAGAUCGGGAAUUCGGCAGGGCUCAGUGGGCCACCGUUGAACCAGAAAAAGGAUCCCUUUGUGUCGUUGAUGGACUUUGGAUCGAAACCAGCUUCGAAAUCGAAUACGCCACCACCUGUUCGGGCUAGUUCCCCUGACAGCGACUACUCUUUUGGGGCAUUUCAGAAUGCUGCAUCAGCGAAAGCGGAUUCGUUUUAUGCUCCACCGCCGACUCAUCAGCCUGCACCUGCUCCUGCACCAGCUCCGGCAAAAUCUGGAUCAGAUCCAUUAGACAUGUUCUUCUCUUCAUCUUCCAAUCCUUCUGGAGCAUCUCCGGAGGCCACCGGAAGCUUCCCAGAGGCGAAUGAUUGGGACUUGGGGGCAGAAUUCGCAGCCCACGAUGAUGGCGGGACCACAACGGAGCUUGAAGGGCUCCCGCCGCCUCCAUCAGGUGUUUCGGCUUCAGCCGCCAAAGCCAAAGGGAUGGAUAAUUAUAAGCAGGGGCAGUAUGCUGAUGCUAUAAAAUGGCUAACUUGGGCUGUUGUGCUCUUAGAGAAAUCCAGCGACAGUGUUUCCAUUACUGAGGUUUUGUCCUGCAGGGCUUCUUCUUACAAGGAAGUUGGCGAAUAUAAGAAGGCAAUUGCUGACUGUUCAAAGGUGUUGGAACAAGAUAGUGAGAAUGUGUCAGUGCUAUUACAGCGUGCUCUUCUUUAUGAGAGCUCUGAGAAGUACAGGCUUGGCGCUGAGGAUCUGAGGAUGGUUUUGAAGAUUGAUCCGGGUAAUAGACUUGCAAGAAGUACCAUUCACCGUUUGAAUAAAUUGGCUGAUUAAAGAUCGAUGUUGCUAUUUCUCGCCUGGUUCAUUGCUUUCUUUGUCUCAAACGUAGACUUGAUGAACCCCUUCAAUUUGCAUUUAUUAUUGGUUAUAUGAGUUGGGGAAUAAUUAUAGUUCUUAGAGGGAAAUACCUUCUUAUGCUCUAUAUAAAAUUUGAACUUAUUCUUUUACAUGUAUGGUUCCACGCUGUUGUAUCAAACUUUUCUCUUAUUGAUGUAAUGACUGUGCUGCAAUUUGGUUUCUGUUCGGAAA
Molecule: messenger RNA, 1917 nt
Organism: Ananas comosus (pineapple)
Lineage: Eukaryota; Viridiplantae; Streptophyta; Magnoliopsida; Poales; Bromeliaceae
Product: cell wall protein RBR3
Exons: 2
Coding region: 241-1662 (473 amino acids)
Molecular function (GO): protein binding
Source: RefSeq, a predicted model, not a curated record